AUGGGCACCCCCACCGCCCAACACUCACCCUUACUCCAGCUCCCCCCAGAGCUCCGCAACACCAUCUGGGCUCUCGUCGCCGCGCCCCUCCCCGUCGACUUUGAAUUCAACUGCGACGAGCAGCCCGUCCUAGGCCUCGUCAACACCUGCAAGCAAGCCGCCCGCGAACUCGCGCCGCACCUCCUCCCCCGCAACGAGGCGGGCGAGAUACCCUGCCUCACCAUCCGGAUCACGGCGACAUGUCGCAAAGACCAGUGGAUCACAAUCGCCACUUCGCAUAGCGUGAAGAGCGCGGAUUUCCCAGCGCCGCGGUAUAUUCAUGUUAAUCAUAUGGACAACCCCGUGUUCGACGAGCUGCGAGACGCGAAGAAGAUUGAGAAUGUGUUUGUUGAGUUUCGGGGGCCGUGGUUUCCGGCUGAUGCGCCGUGGUACUCGCCGCAUCAUGUUCCCAGAAAAACAAGUGGUUUUCGCUUCAUGAUGAUUGAUAAGAAUAAUCGAGGAUGCCAAGGUGAACCCAUACUCGACACCGAAAAGUUCUGGCGCCAAUGGAAUCCGCCGUUCCUCUGCCACUGGGCAAAGGCCAACGACGUGGCGCGCUUCCUCGGCUCCCUAAAAGCCAUAGGAAACCUCAACAUCAAGUUCAUAGAUUGGGAAAAGAACUGGAUGAUGGUGAGGCAGCGUAUCCUGCCGAUGUACUGGGACGCAUUUCCCUUCGGAGGGCAAUGGAAGCGCCUCGGCGUCCCAGAGCUGCUCCUCACGCCCUUCAACCGCGGCGAGAACAUCCCGAACCUGGUUGACGAGCAGCGAGUCCUGACGCGGUUCGGGGCCUUGGAUCUCAGCAGGCCACCGCAGGAGGAUGAGCUUCUGGGGUGCCACCCUCAUCCGGAUAGGCCCCUUCGAGGGUCCUCGAUGCGUUUAGACCGACUUUCACCUUUGUUCUUCUACCGUGGCGGGCUCCCUUCCGCUUCCGAGGCUGGACAUCUGACUGUGGACUUUGGGGACUUGGAAGACCGAUUCCUGUCGCUGCUAGAAGAGAUGGGGGAGGAACACUACGAUACGUGGGCAUUGCAGCAGCAUCGAGAGGCGACGCGCCAUACUUCGCUCAACAAUUUCUUUCAACGGAUUGCCCUCCGGGUGUAUCGCGAUGAUUCACCCGCCAGUCAAUCGUAA
Molecule: messenger RNA, 1170 nt
Organism: Colletotrichum fioriniae
Lineage: Eukaryota; Fungi; Ascomycota; Sordariomycetes; Glomerellales; Glomerellaceae
Source: RefSeq, a predicted model, not a curated record